Molecule: messenger RNA, 4245 nt
Organism: Silurus meridionalis
Lineage: Eukaryota; Metazoa; Chordata; Actinopteri; Siluriformes; Siluridae
Gene: ahr1b
Product: aryl hydrocarbon receptor 1b
Exons: 11
Coding region: 545-3211 (888 amino acids)
Biological process (GO): regulation of transcription by RNA polymerase II
Cellular component (GO): aryl hydrocarbon receptor complex; nucleus
Molecular function (GO): nuclear receptor activity; protein dimerization activity; transcription cis-regulatory region binding
Source: RefSeq, a predicted model, not a curated record
UGUGUGUUUGCAUGUGUGUGUGUGUGUGUGUGUUGACACUCGCACGUGCAGGUAACGAGGCGCAGCGCACAGCGUGUCCGCGCUUUGAUUGGACAGGUGGCGGCGCUCGCGAGCCCUUGUUGCUCUGAAAAGCGCGUGACCUCGGUCAGCUGUGUGAGCGCGCGCGCGACCUGCCCCAGAUCUGAGGUGGUGCCCGGGUCGGGAGCGCGCGCUCGGGCAGUUCCCUGUUUCAGCGGAGAGAAACGCACGCGCACUUCUACUAGAUCUUUCUAAUAAAAAAAAGUAAAAUAAAAUAACGAGGCGAAUCAUCAUUGCAGAACAGUUUCUAAUACUCUGUGUGUGUGUGUGUGUGUGUGUGUGUGAGAUCUUCAGGAAGACUCUGCGCUCACAGGAGUCAAAAGUGAAUUCAGUGCUAGAAAAUGUUCUGAAACACGCUGCUUAAUAUUUUGUAAAAAACUCCAGGAUUUUCUUCUCUUUUUGUUUAUCUUCAGUUAUUUGAUGUUUUGCUCCAGUGGAGUGUGAAAGUGGAGAAAUCGGGCCGAAAAUGUACGCAGGACGCAAGAGAAGAAAAGCCGCACAGAAAGCUGUAAAACAGCCUCCAGCUGAAGGAAUGAAGUCGAAUCCGUCUAAACGUCAUCGUGAUCGUCUGAACUCGGAGUUGGAUCGUCUCGCUCGCCUCUUACCGUUUCCUGAAGACGUCACAUCGAGUCUCGACAAACUGUCCAUCCUCCGUCUGAGUGUCAGCUUCCUGCGCACAAAGAACUUCUUCUCCGUUAGCCUAAAGAAUCACACCAGUAAAAGGUUGCCACCAAACAACAGUAACCAUGACGACAGUAAUGCUAUGAGAUUGGUAGAUGGACGGCUACCAGAGGGGGAACUGCUGCUUCAGGCUCUGAAUGGGUUUGUGCUAGUGGUCACUUCAGAAGGGGUUAUCUUCUACGUCUCACACACUAUUGAGGAUUAUCUUGGAUUCCACCAGGCGGACGUUCUGCAUCAGUGUGUGUUUGAGCUGGUCCAUACAGAAGAUCAGGAGGCUUUUAGGCGUAAUCUACACUGGGCUCUGAACCCUCCUACUGAAGAGCAACAGCCUGAGAACACACAGGACGCAGGUUCUGUCUCUGCUUCCUCUUCAGUCACAUACACACCAGAUCAACUUCCUCCAGAGAACUCAUCUUUCCUGGAGAGGAGCUUCAUCUGUCGCUUCCGCUGCCUGCUGGACAACUCCUCUGGCUUUCUGGCGCUGAAUCUCCAGGGUCGCCUUAAGUUCCUCCACGGACAGAACAGACGACUGGAUGACGGAGGCCAAGCCCCGCCCCAACUGGCCCUCUUUGCUGUAGCCACACCCCUUCAGCCACCUCCCAUUUUGGAGAUUCGCACCAAGAACAUGAUCUUUAGAACCAAACAUAAGCUGGACUUCACUCCUAUGGCCUGCGAUGCCAAGGGUAAAAUAGUCCUGGGUUACACCGAGGCAGAGUUACGAGUCCGCGGCUCGGGCUACCAGUUCAUCCAUGCAGCCGACAUGCUGUACUGCGCCGAGAACCACAUCCGCAUGAUUAAGACCGGAGAAAGUGGCCUGACUGUGUUCCGGCUGCUCACCAAAGACAACCGCUGGAAAUGGGUGCAGGCCAACGCCAGACUCGUCUAUAAAAAUGGCAAACCUGAUUACAUCAUUGCCACUCAGCGGCCGCUCGGGGAGGAAGAAGGAGGGGAGCAUCUGAGGAAACGCUCCAUGCACCUCCCGUUCACAUUUGCGACCGGAGAGGCUUUGUUGUAUCAGACCAGCUUCCCCAUUCCAGGUGUCUCUGAUCACAUGCCAGCCAAAGGCAAGAGCGGGAAAGCCAAGAAAACCAAAGUAUCGAAAGACGAGCUCGACCCUAGCUCUUUGCUCGGUGCAAUGAUGAGGCAAGACGAGUCUGUGUAUGUCUGCCAACCUGCACCAGAGCCUAAAAUACCACACCGGAGCAACAGACCAGAGGAGACCAAUACCUUUUCAACAUCCGGGGAAAGUGAGAACUGGAAUUCUGCACCAAAACAUGCAAACCGAGUUCUCAAGUCUGAAGUGGCAGCUAGUUUUGACCCCCUUCUGGCCACACUUGAUUCCCUCUCGCUAGAAAAUGAAGAAAACUGCUCCAACACCGAGUUGUUUAAUGCUCUGGAAAACCUGGGAUUGAAUGCAGAGGAUCUGGAGCUGCUGCUUCUGGAUGAGAGGAUGAUCCAGGUGGAGAUGGAGCCAGAUUACGUACCUUCUCUCAAUGACCUCCUUACUAACAAUGAGAUAUUGUCCUACAUCCACGAUUCUUUAGAAAACAAGACAAGCAAUGGGGAUAGUCUUGUUCCCCUUACCGGCCCAGACAUUGUGGACCCUAUAGAGGGCUCCUUAAAUCCUUAUAAUCUGCCCUUCUUGGCUGAAGCCUCUCCAGUGAGUCCAGAUGUAUCCUUCCGAACCCCCGAACAUUACCCAUCGCCUAUUGUGCACCUGUCGCAGCAGAUGCAGCAGCACUUGGGCGCUCAGUCCCUCCACCAAAAAUGCAACAGCUGGAUUCCUGAGACACAGGUUAGCCAGGUUUCAUCCCCUCUCUACAAUUCAGUACUUUGUGAUGCAGUAUCUGAUGUCCAGAAUGGCCACUGGAUCCCUCAACAAGCUCCAGAGGAGGUCUCGCAGGCCAACGUCACGUUUCCGGUACCCAGUAAGCAUCAGCAGUCUUGGUUUCAGAACCAGAUGCAGUAUCCAUAUAAACGCAAUCCUAUAGAAGGUGGUGACUCUCAAAAUGGGACUUACUCCAACCUCCAGUGGCACGAACCCAACUACAUAGACCAUCUGGACACCGCUGGUAGCCAUGCUGACUAUAGUAUGUCUGAGGUUGAGUUCAGCAGUAGAUCGGAUGGGGAAUUUCAAAGUGGCGUGGUAACAUCAUCAUCAUCAUCAUCAUCAUCGUCCUAUCAACAGCUUUGUGCAAAACAACCACCAACAAAUUAUUCCUACUCCAGUCAGAACCCCUCACUGGAUCACAUCCUUCCCUCAUUGGAUGUUUAUGAAAUGUUUGAUUCCUCACAAUCCCAUGACUCCACCCACAGACAGAGGGAAAACAGCUUCGUCCUCAACCCCACUACGACCCGCCCAGUCCCUAAUGACAACAGUGUGACAACCACGCCCGCUGACAAGCCCCGCCUACCUCUUACAGAUCCUCCAGCUACUGGCUUCGUCCUGUAACGGAAGCCACGCGACGGACCAAUCAGAACAUCCGCUGGCUCACGUGUCGGAAACCAAGCGCUUGUGAUAUUACUCUUACUAUUUAUUUCAUUGGAAGGGUGAGGGUGUGGUCAGUUACUUUACACAAAUCAUAUAGGUGUGUGUGUAUGUGUGUGUGUGUUUACGAUAUUCACCUGAUACUCAGCUAAAGAUUUAAAGAUGUCACUGGUCUAUAGGUGUGUGUGUGUGUGUGUGUGUGUGUGUGUGUGUGUGUGUGUGUGUGUGUGUGUGAGAGUCACACAUGUCAAUGUUAUACACUGCAAUUCCACUAAAAAAAGGGCAGUAUUAUGUAAAAAUGUGAAAAGAAUUUAUGGGAAAAGUGUCAUUUAUUUAUAAGAUUCUGAAAUGUUUUUGAAAAGGAAAAGUUUUUUUGUUGCCUUUUGCUUCACUUCGAUGCUUUACAUUUUUUAUUGAUCUUUUUUACAUUUCUUUUUACAAAAUUAUGAUUUUUUUAAUGUACGUUUGAGGGAAAAAAUGUCCCUGAUAUGUAAAGGGAAAAGCUAGUGUUAUGACUCGCUUACUAAUAUGACUAAUAUGGUACUCUAGCUACCAUGUCACAUGCUAGCCUAGCGCUGUUUAGCAUCAUUGCUAGCUUCCUUACACGCUUAUUUUUUAUUGUGUUGAGAACGAACAUUCAGAAGGUUUUGUAAAGUUAUUUUAAAAGCCAGCUAGAAUCAUGCUGGAAUACGCUAAGUUAGCGAGCAAUGUUUGUCUAGACGCUUUGCUAAUUAGCAUUCUUACCGUACCCGUCGAGCACUAGGCGCGACGCUUAGCCGUGUUUCAUCUCCCAGCGUCGCUCCAUCCAAGUCACGCUUCUCAAAGAACAAAGUGACGUGUUUCAAAAAUCUGAAAAAACAACACUUUUAUUUGUAUUUGUUUUUGUACUUGAGCAUGCAGAUCUGAGAUUGUGAGUGUGAUUUGUGAGCAGUGUUAGCGUUAGCAAUGGUUUGUCCAAGCAACAAACAUGAUAAAAAAAUUAUACAUAUAUAUAUAUA